Molecule: messenger RNA, 3323 nt
Organism: Bemisia tabaci
Lineage: Eukaryota; Metazoa; Arthropoda; Insecta; Hemiptera; Aleyrodidae
Product: lysosome-associated membrane glycoprotein 1
Biological process (GO): establishment of protein localization to organelle
Cellular component (GO): plasma membrane; lysosomal membrane; late endosome membrane
Source: RefSeq, a predicted model, not a curated record
AUUUGGGGCUUCUGCGGCGCAUUUAUCAGUCGCAGGUUCCGUGUGAAUCCUUUUAUUCUCAGAUUUUCAACGCGCAGGACGCUCGGUUUGGUGGUGUCUCGAUCUCUCGAAAAGUCCGAAGUUGUGUGGUGCUCACUAUUUUCUGCCAUGAAUUGUAAAGUUUCUCUUCUUCUCCUCGUAGGUUUACUUUGCUAUGUGAAAUCAGCAGAUAGUGUAGAUGAAGCAAUACCAGCAGGAGUUUCAAACAAGGAGGAGCUACACUUAUUGAAAGAUUCAGCAAAUAAAGACAUUGCAACAAGCACAUCUCUUCCUGGAGGGUCUAACGUAGUCAAGCCUGAUGAGAAAGGUGAUUGGGUGCUCAAUUACACAUCUUCUGCAACCUGUAUUCGAUUAGUAGCUGAAAUCAAAAUUAAAGUCGGCUACAUCAGAUCAAAAAAUGAUUCUGGGGACAGUGAAAUAACAAUUCCCAAAAAAGCUAUAGCCAGUGGAGAUUGUUCAACUGGAACGCUCAUUCUAUCAUGGCCAUCCAAUGGAACUGGGCAGAAAAAAAACGAAUCAAUUCAGUUCACAUUUUCUGAUGACAGCGGAUCUCAUAUUUGGAGAAUAGCAAACAUCUCUGGUCUCGUGAAUCUACCGAUUCCAUCAAAGACACAAAAAACACACCAAAAUGUACCAUUGUCUUUCUACAAUAACGUAACAUGCUUUUUCAAUUCGCAUGUGGGAAUGUCCUACAAGUGUUUGAAAUCCAACAGCUAUGACCUAUCAUAUGAUGCAACAAAUCGUAAAGAUCUCAAUUUCACCUCGGCACAUGUGAUCUUUUCCCAGUUGCAAGUUGAGGCAUUCAAACGGAAUGAAACAGAUAAUUUGGCCUUCGGAAGUCCCACUAACUGUGAAGUUACUCCUGAUAUGGUUCCAAUCGCUGUUGGAUGUGCUCUGGCCGGUCUUGUUGUUAUAGUUCUCGUAGCCUAUCUAGUAUCUCAACGGACGGCACCAGCCCAAGGAUACAGAAGUGUUUGAAAAACCGAAAACCUCCAUAAUUCCUAUCCAACUCUUACAUGACACAGCCACUUUGUAUCUUUCAAGAGUGUUAGUUCUCCAAAGGCGCCAAGCUCCAGGAAUUUCUCUUUUUUAUUUUAGUUGUAAUAGUGGUUAUGAGGAACCAAAUAUUUUUUCUCAGGCAGUUCUAAGCCAAGGAAUAGAUAAUUACAAUCAGUAUAAGUUCCUACUCUUACAAGUUUUAAUUUUGUCUAGAAAUGAUUUCGAGCCACCACUUAAAUUCAAAUGCUGCGCGAUAAUGUUUUACAUCCACGUCAAGUUUACUCCAGCAUUGCCACAGUUAACAAAAUUCUUCGAUUUUGGUUUUUAUGGACACUCUCCUUCAGAAGUUUAUUCUGAAAUUCAUUCCAAUGUGAAAGCAGCAAUAUUCUGAUUACUGAACUGUUUUAUCAGCAUUAUUUAAAGAGGAGACAAGCGUCUAUGGUCAAAAUAUUCAAGACUCAUAAAAAAACAAAGGUAGGGGCAUUUCUGGUUUCUCAGCCAUUGACCAGUAAUAUUUUUGGUGGCGCAACCAUGUCUAGAAAUUUUCAGGAAGCCAGGGACGUCCCAAACUGGAACUAAGUACAGAACUAAAGUAUUUCACCCUAUAAAUCAACGCACUCUUUACUAUUGAUAGAUCUUGUUACUCUACAAUAGCUUUCUGUCAGUUUUUUGUAUUUCCUUUUUGAAUUUUACAUAGUCUACUUUUAAUGUCCACGCACAAUAGGUAUUCUUUGUAAAUCAUGUUACCACUAAUCAUUGUCUCCUGCACGGAGAAACUUGUCGUAAUUGUGCUGUUUCAGGUAAUUUUACUGAUGUCUUAUUUUUUUACUGAAAAAUUGUAGCAUGAAUUGGCCUGAAAUUUUCAGUGAUUUUUUUCGAAUACUCGUAAGGAAAGACACCAGAAUUUUCAAACAAAUUAGUAGGAUGGUCCUCGAAUCAAAAAAUUAAAAGUCCGUAGAAAUUCUGGAACGGCACAGGGGCCGUUCUUCCUUCGUUAGACAGACUUUGUAUUGUGGCUAUCUUCAAUAAUUGGACCGAGUUUUGCAGAAUGAAACUAACUUUUUUUCCUUAUUUCUGUAAUUAAAAAUCUACAAUUGGGCCCUCUUCUCAAAUAGGUGAUGUUAUGAACAUGUCAAUGUACAUGGUUCUGCUUUCGUGAACUCGGUCUGCACCUAUCUCCCGUGAGGUUAUUUUCUUGUUGUUUUACACAUUUCUAAUUUUUUCACCUCUGUUAUUUCAUCAUUCUGUAAUAUUAUCACUAUACGUAGAGUUUGAUUUGUGAAUUUGAAUUUAUAUGAGGCAAUUGAAACAUUGCGAAGAAAGUUUAUUGAGUGCUAAUGAGUGAAAGCUGCUAAAUAAGUUACCUACGUGAUUCUUGGAAUUCGAAGUAUUUGUAAUUUUUAAUGUAAAUAUUUGUGUAAUGAAUUUCAAUAUUAUUGAUAGGUUUGUAUCGCUUAUUUUCACUCUGAUGAUGCCAUGUAUACAGGGUGUCUUAAACUGAAUGGCGGAAAUUUCAGGGACUGAUUCUUCAGAUCGUAACAAGACUAUUUUGUUUAAUGUCAUCUUUUCAUUUGAGCCAUUUCAAGGGGAGUUUUAUUUUUAGGGGGCCCUAGCCCUUCCUCAUCUUUUUAGUUUUUACCUUCUUUGUCUGCAGAAAAAUACAGAGUGCUUAAAAAUAUCUUCUGGUCCCAAAUUUCAUGUAACAUUGUCAGUAAAUGCAGCUGUUAUUAUGAGGAUGAAUUUCUUUAUAGAUAUUACCCCUUAAAAUGGCUCAAAAAUACAUGUCAUACAUGUCUAAUUUCAGUCUACAGAAUCGAUCAAUCAAAUUUCCGUCUUCUGAUUUAAAACACUCUGUAAAUUCAAAGUAUGUACCUGCAUUGUUAGUUUGGAGAAAAUUAAGAUUAAGAGGUUUCAUGAUGAGGAGAUUCAAAAAUGUCAUUUUAUUAUUGUUGCCUAGUUAUUAUUAAGAGUUGAGAUAAUUAACUCCUCAUUUUUUAUUUUAAAAGUUUCCUUGAUCAAAGUUUUAAAAAUAAUUUUAAUAUUGUGCCUUCGAUUUUACAUUGAAUGAGCUGUUUGUUUUACCAAAAUAAUUGAGUUGAAUUUUUGUUUCUUUAUCAAUGGUUUCAAUUUGAUAAGUCUGAUUUAUUCAUAGUUAAAUAUCACCAACUAACUACUAACCUAACUAAGUUUUUCAAACCAUUGAGUCAUGAUCACUCCUACACUUUUUAAAUUAGAAUUUUAUUGUGUGAUUUCUCAGUGAAUAAAGUUAGUGUUGUUUGUAAAAA